AUGGAGCACGAGGAGGGGUGUAAAUACGCUGUUAACACAUCAAAUGUGCAAACUGAAGGGCCUUUAGAGAGUUUGUGUUCAAGCAGGAAAUGUUCAGUUUGGUUAGAUCUGAAAACUUGGUUUGGGUAUAAGAGUAAAUCCCUUUCAAAUGAGAUGUUCAAUGAGUAUUUUCUAGACGUUGCGCAUGGUGGAAACGGCUCCUAUGAGAAAUUAAUAUUGUCUGCCAAUAAGGCAAUUGUGGAUUGUAUACAGGAAGAUUUGCUCAAUUGCCAAGAUGUGAUUAGCCUGCAAGUUUUAUCUCGGCAGCUCUUCCCUAACAUGCCUCACCAAAUUUCCUACGAAUUGGUACUGUACUUUUGGUGCCAAAAGCACUCUGAAAUAGCAACUACGGAUACUUCUUUGGCUAUCUUUGUCAAUAGCUAUUUGCAUGGCGGCCAGAAGCUCAUAAGCAAUAGGGCCAAAGCCAGUUACGUAAAAGUCCUUUUUAGCUUUUCAUAUCAAUCAAUAGCUGGUGAGCAUCACCAUGAACAUGUUAUGGCUUGGGUUCCGUGUUUCUUACAACACAUAACCACGGCACAUAAGCAUGUGCAUCUGGGUAGUGAGUUAGAGAACCAGCUUUUGUUGGAUCUGGAAACCUAUUUAAAUUACAAGUAUGACUACAUAACGCCACGAAUACACGAGUGUUUGUCACUGCCAUUUGACAAGGUUGCGAGUUUGAGUGAUAUUGACAUGGGACGAGAUAUGUUAAAGUUGUCAUGUCGUCUCUACUUUGAUGCAGUCGAAAUGCUCAAAUCGCACGGUCACAUGGACAAAAUUGAUCUUAAUGAGCAAGUAGAAUUGCUCCUAGGUUCCGGAUCGUUGGAAGUGAUGAGCAGUAUCUACAUGAACUUGCACAAAAUUACAUCGCAUAACUUGUCUAUAAUUGGGGGAGAGGUUGAAAUUGCCCAAGCCAAAUCUAUUUUUGAGCGUCUUGUAGGUGCUUGUUGUUGCACAAUAAAGAAGGAUUCUUUAACACUAUGUGACACAGAGGCGACACAGGCUAAGCAAAAAUUUGAAACAAUGGCAAAACUGGUUCAACGACUUCAUCAAAUACAAAUGGCUAUACAAUUUUUUCAGAAACAGAUUAAUCCAGAUGAUGCAAUUAGGCAAAAAAUUAGUAUGGGAGUUGAUAAAUCGGUGACCACUGUGCCAGAAGCUACAAGCAUAUUUGCUGGAAUGGACAUUAGCAACUCAAGUAAAUCAAGUGACAAACCUUCUACAAUAUUAGGGAAUUUUCAGGCUCUGGUCAAAUCUUAUGAAAACUUGUGGCCUAUACAAGAUGCUAUUUGUUGCAAAAUGAUGGAGAUUUCGAUGCAUAAGUAA
Molecule: messenger RNA, 1362 nt
Organism: Babesia microti strain RI
Lineage: Eukaryota; Apicomplexa; Aconoidasida; Piroplasmida; Babesiidae
Product: conserved Plasmodium protein, unknown function
Exons: 3
Coding region: 1-1362 (453 amino acids)
Source: RefSeq, a predicted model, not a curated record